Fragaria vesca subsp. vesca is the source of this 1446-nucleotide messenger RNA. RefSeq names its product F-box protein CPR30-like. Gene Ontology annotation, molecular function: protein binding. The record is from RefSeq and is a predicted model, not a curated record. NCBI's taxonomy places the organism in Eukaryota, Viridiplantae, Streptophyta, Magnoliopsida, Rosales, Rosaceae. The transcript is spliced from 2 exons. The coding region runs from base 27 to 1097 and encodes 356 amino acids.
UCACUUUCAGUCCGUCUUUGUUUUCUAUGGCGGAAACUGAACUACCUGAAGAUGUGACGGUGAAUAUUCUGUGUUGGCUGCCCGUAAAAUCCUUGAUCCGGUUCACCUCCGUCUCGAAACGAUGGCGUUUCAUCAUCUUGUCCGACCCCAAAUUCGCAUCAUCUCAAUUCAACGCAGCUCGUCAGCGGCGAACCUUCUGCACCGGCGCCCCUCAGCUCGAAUCCCUAGACGUGGAUGGCACGGCGUCGUUUGGACACCCUUCCUCCGUCAGAAAGCUAAGCCUCCCUCUCGAGCGACGGGGAAGCCGUGACGUCACCCUACUGGGCUCCUGCAACGGUUUGGUGUUUCUAGCCUUUGAUUCUUGUUACUUUUACAUCUGGAACCCGGCAACCCGAUUCUUCAGGGAGUUGCCCGACCCAGGUUUUCCCGACCACGUCUGUCAAGUGCUGACGUAUGGUGGUGUUGGGUACUUGUCUGCCACCGAAGACUACAAAGUUUUCGCAACCUCAUAUGGGUUGUAUCCAGAUGGAGACUCGUAUGUAGACACAGCACAGACUAAGAUGUUCUCCUACAGAGCUCACUUUUGGAAAACAGUACGAGGCUCAGCUCAUUACAAGUGCUUUGCUAAGGGGAUUCUUUUGAAUGAGGCACUUCAUUGGGCCAAGUCGAAUGAAAUCAUUGCUUUCGAUUUCGCACCUGAGAAGUUCAGGACAAUGCGUAUGCCUGAUGUAGACGACCAAAAUGAUGUUGCCUUUGGCUAUGUUGGGGUCUCUGAGGGAUGCCUGUGUGUAUGUGGUUAUCUGCGCGGCGGUCAUGACUCUGUUGAUUACUGGGUCAUGAGAGAAUAUGGCGUGGAUAGCUCGUGGACUAAGCUCUUUAACAUUUCCUCUGCCGGUCCUGGCCGGUACGGAGAUUGGUUGGUUAUGGAAAGCUGUACAGUUGCAGUAAAAGGGGCUAUUGGUUUCCACCACUGGUUGUUGGUAGAGAUUGAUCAUCAACAAAAAGCGGCGAAUGGCGUCUACACGGUUCCAGGCAUCAUUAACUGCUACCCUAGCAUGAUUCCAUAUGAGGACACUCUACUUCGGAUUAAUGAUUAGUCCUGAGUACCGGAGUUUCUGGAUGUACGAAAUGAUGGCUUCAUGAUCUAGUUGUGGUGUGGACCUGAUGAAAUGUAUGUUAAUGAUCUAGUUAGUGAUCAGAUUUCUCAAACUUUGGUUUUAGGAGCUAGGAGCUAUGGCUAGCUAUAUAUCUAUGUUAAUGGCUGUUACUCUGGAACAUACUUUCAUGUUUUCUUUCAGUUGAUAAGACGCUAUAAGAAUGUUUUAUUUGUCUUGUUGGAUUCACCUGGUAGACUUCUUUAUAUUGUGCUAAGAGGAAUGUACGUAGAUGAUCAGUAUUAUGUGUUGAUGUAACUAUACUUUUUAUAUAUUUCAAGUCAGUUGGGAU